Molecule: messenger RNA, 1311 nt
Organism: Periconia digitata
Lineage: Eukaryota; Fungi; Ascomycota; Dothideomycetes; Pleosporales; Periconiaceae
Source: the annotation of a GenBank genome assembly
GAUGGCACAAGAGAAACAGUAUGAGCUUGUAUUGCUCGGAGCGACGGGUUAUACCGGCUUGAUCGUCGCGGAAUGGAUCACCAAGCAACUGCCGCAGGAUCUCAAGUGGGCUGUUGCAGGCCGCAACGCGAAAAAGCUCCAAGGCGUGGUUGACGAACUCGCCCAAAUCGAUCCAAACCGCAAACUCCCAGACAUUGAAUCAUGCGAGCAAGAGAAAGACCAACUCGUCAAACUUGCGGAAAAGACAAAACUCAUCAUCACUACUAUUGGCCCUUACGCACAGUAUGGCGAGCCCGUACUGGCAGCGUGCGCAGAAACCGGGACCCAUUACCUGGACUGCACCGGCGAAGUUCCCUGGAUCUACGACAUGGUCGCAAAGUAUCACGACACGGCCAAGAAAAACGGAGCCAUCAUCAUCCCUGAAUGUGGUCUUGACAGUGUCCCGGCCGAUAUAAUGGCUUUUGCGCUGACGAACUAUAUCCGGAAGACGCUCAAUGCGCCCACCGCCAACGUCGUCAUGUCCCUUUAUGAGGGGAAAUCAGGCAUCAGUGGCGGCACGACACACUCCAUUCUGGGACUGUUCGAGAAUUUCUCACCCGCGCAUUUGGGGGAAUCCAUGAAGCCUUUCUCACUCUCACCUGUGCGUCCUACAGCUCCAUCUAGCCCUCCCAAGGGAAGCUUCUUCUACAGGCUAUUCGGGCUCUUGAACCUCCCCGAGAUUGGCGGGAUUCAAACGACCUGGCUCAUGGCUUCUGUAGACACAUGCAUUACGCACCGCUCAUGGGGUCUUUACGAAACCAGCGCGAAGGAGCGCUCGCAGCCGCAAGUUGCAUACGGCCCAAGAUUUCGAUUCGACGAGUAUAUGCGCGCCAAAUCGCUCCUCUUUGGCCUGAUCGUGAAAUUUGGCCUCGCUUUCGGCGGGCUUUUGAUGCUUCUCCCACCUUCUCGCUGGCUCCUAGCACCCAUCAUCCGUCGGACAAUGCCUCAGGGGCAAGGACCGUCCAGGGAGGCGAUGAAGAAGGAUGUCAUGAUAUACCGAGCUGUGGGCAUCACAGACACAGAGAAGAAGGAGAAGGUGUACGGCAGAUUGGAAAUUGCCCUCGGGGGCUACGGUAUUACAGGGUUGACGCUGAGUGCAGCCGCUGAUGUUAUCUUGAGGGGUCGGCUGGAGGACACUGAGGCGGGAAAGAUUGGUGGUGGGAUCUUGACGCCUGCCACGCUGGGCGAAGCGUUCGUUGCAAAGCUGAAAGAAUAUGGCUUGAAGUUGGAGGUCGGAUCUGAAAGUCCUUGAGCGAUGAUAUAAAGUAUGGC